AUGGGGGUUAAGGGUGUCCUCCCCUCUACAGCCUGCCACAGCCUGCCACACCCUGCCACACUCCUACCACACCCUGCUAUAACAUGCUACACCCUGCCAGAUUGUUGCUACACACUGCUGUACUCCAUCUCACCCUGCCACACUCUUACCACACCCUGCCACAUCCUGCUACACCCUGUCAAAUUGUUGUUACACACUGAUACACCCUUCCACACCCUGCCAAACCCUGCUACACCCUUCAACACCCUGCCACACCCUGUCACACCCUACCAAAACCUGCUACACCCUGCCACACCCUGCCACACCCUUCCAACACCCUCUCACACCCUGCCACACCCUUCCAACACCCUCUCACACCCUGCCACACCUUCCAACACCCUCUCACACCCUGCCACACCCUUCCAACACCCUGCCACACCAUGCCAUACCCUGCCACACCUUCCAACACCCUACUAUAUCCUGCCACACCCUGCCAAACCCUGUCACAUUGUUGAUUUCCCCUGA
Messenger RNA from Portunus trituberculatus (swimming crab), 504 nucleotides. RefSeq names its product protein TRACHEARY ELEMENT DIFFERENTIATION-RELATED 7A-like. The transcript has 4 exons. NCBI's taxonomy places the organism in Eukaryota, Metazoa, Arthropoda, Malacostraca, Decapoda, Portunidae. Bases 1 to 504 code for a protein of 167 amino acids. The record is from RefSeq and is a predicted model, not a curated record.